This is a messenger RNA of Adelges cooleyi (spruce gall adelgid), 1061 nucleotides long. RefSeq names its product 15-hydroxyprostaglandin dehydrogenase [NAD(+)]-like. NCBI's taxonomy places the organism in Eukaryota, Metazoa, Arthropoda, Insecta, Hemiptera, Adelgidae. Gene Ontology annotation, molecular function: oxidoreductase activity, acting on the CH-OH group of donors, NAD or NADP as acceptor. The coding region runs from base 179 to 964 and encodes 261 amino acids. The record is from RefSeq and is a predicted model, not a curated record. Gene Ontology annotation, cellular component: cytoplasm. The transcript has 7 exons.
UAUUGUUUGAACCUUACAAGUAGACUAUUUUUCUUAAACUAUUUUAGUAGGAUUGCAGAAACACAUCAGAACAAACUUGUCCUUUGUAGAGUUAAAUCUAACGUCAGUGGUAAACAAAUUCUGUGUGUUAUAAUAAUUAUAACCGGAACUAAUUACAAAUAACAAAAUCGAACCUACCAUGGAAUUUGUAAAUCAAGUGGCUUUAGUUACUGGUGCAGCGUCUGGAAUCGGUUAUGCUUACACCAAGUACUUACUUCAAAAUAAUGUUAAGGUAGCGCUUUGUGACAUAAACAUCAAGCAAUGCCAAUCCGUUUCCAAUGAAUUUGCACAGAUCUUCGGCCACGAUAAAGUCUUAGCGUUACAUUGUGACGUCACUAGCGAUGUGGUAUUCGAAAACGCAUUCAAGUCGUGUAUAGACCACUUUAAGAGAUUGGACAUAGUCGUCAACAAUGCGGGAAUAUUUAACGAAACGAUGGAAAAGUGGGAGUCUACAAUUAACGUUAACUAUGGAGGUGUGGUCAGGGGCACCAUGUUGGCGAUUAAGUAUAUGGGCAAGCCGUAUGGUGGCAACGGAGGAACUGUUGUGCAGACUGCGUCCAUAGCUGCUUUUAUUGGACAUUUGUUUGUAUGUCCAUUAUACAGAUCUACAAAACGGGCCAUCGUAGAAUUCACCAGAGCGAUCGGCGACAAGAAAUCAUUCGAGCAUUUAAACGUCAGAGUUAUGGCGCUGUGUCCAGGAUUCUCGCAGACGCCAAUGUUGGAAAGCGAUAGGUCCAGUGUGUACUUGAUCGAAGAGUACAGUAAAAUAGGAAAAAAAAUUGAGGCCACGUUACCGGUGCAAAGACCCGAAAGUGUAGCAAAAGGGUUAAUCGAAAUACUGAAACACGGCGAAACCGGCGACUGUUGGAUAGUGGAAAACGAUGAAAAACCGCGACCGGCUAACUUACCCGUCAUACCGUACUGAUGAAAUUAUAGAUUGAUAAUAAAUAAUCAUAGAAUUUUUAUCGAUAAUGCAAUUUGUGUUUAUAUAAAACAGUUAUUAUUAAUUUUUCAAGUAUAAA